Chaetomium fimeti is the source of this 366-nucleotide messenger RNA. RefSeq lists its product as uncharacterized. Bases 1 to 366 code for a protein of 121 amino acids. NCBI's taxonomy places the organism in Eukaryota, Fungi, Ascomycota, Sordariomycetes, Sordariales, Chaetomiaceae. The record is from RefSeq and is a predicted model, not a curated record. The transcript has 2 exons.
AUGGCGGGUGCCUUGGCCAAGAACGACCGCGUUGGCGAGUUCGAUCUUGUCAUUCGCGCGGACAUUCACGGCAUCAUCUUGAUCAAGAAUGCCAACCCAAGGUUAGGCCGCGAGAUGACAGUCUACAAACAGGACCUGGGCAAGAAUCCGGCGACAGGUGAUGAGUGGUACACGGUGGAUUGGGGUGAGACGGCCAAGCAAGCCGAAGCCAGCGGCGUCCCUAGGGCCAAAAGAAAGAUUAAAGAUUUCAUCAGCAAGUUUUAUGGCGCGGACGACACGGAGGCCAAGGCGGCGAGGGAGCACUAUCAGGUCAUCAAGUCGUACAAGCGGGUGGCAGAUACCAGUGUCAAGUGUCGGGCGAGGUAG